AUGGAUAUUCAAAGCUUAGUUAACAAUGUAAAAAGUGUAGCAUUGAAUAUUGGAGAGAAAUUGACACCAGUUCUUCGAGAAAGCAAAUUUCGGUAAGUUUUUUUUUAUUUUGGAAAUUUAAGGGACCAUACUAAUUAUGACGGUGGAGUUAGAAAUUUUCUGAUUCCUUGAGUAGUUUCAAAGUUCUUAAAUUUUCAGCAGGUUUAGGACGAAAAAUCGAUUUUUAGAUAUAACUUUGAUAAUAUUUCAUAAUCUUGUAGGUUCCUUAUUUUUCAAUUAAAAAAUACAUAUCAGUUGAAAACAAUAAACAUAUUUUUCCAGGGAGACAGGAGUUUUGACUCCAGAAGAAUAUGUGAUAGCUGGUGAUCAUUUAGUGCAUCAUUGUCCAACAUGGAAAUGGGCUCCAGCUUCAGAUCCAUCUAAGAUUCGAACCUAUUUACCUCUAGAUAAACAAUAUCUAAUCACACGAAAUGUUCCUUGCCAUAAACGAUGUAAACAAAUGGAAUAUGACGAAAAUCUCGAGAAAAUCAUCAAUGAAUCUGGAGAUUCGGAUGAAUUUCAAAAAAUUGAAGAAGAAGAUGAUUCUGGAUGGGUUGAUACACAUCAUUAUGAAAAACCGAAAGAAGAACAAAUUAUUGAUUUGGAUGAUGCGACAAAUCUCAAAGUUCACGAUGAAAUCGAUGAAAACGAAGAAGCGAUUGAUCUUGAUGAUUUGAUGGAAAAUUUAGAAGAGGAUGGCGAUCCAAAUCGGUUUAUUGCACAACCGGGAACAACUAAUCUUUUUGCUCAUGGUGAAAUUGAACAUCCAAGAACUUAUGAUUUACAUAUUUGUUAUGACAAAUAUUAUCAAGUUCCACGAGUUUAUUUGAUGGGUUAUGAUGAGAAUCGAAAACCUUUGAGCAUCGAACAAACAUACGAAGAUUUUUCAGCGGUAAGAAAUUAUUUAGUUAGAAAAGAAGGUGGCUAACUGUAAUCCAGAAAUCAUCGUUCUGCUGAUUAUUGAUUUUUUGUCUAAUUUUUCAAAAUUUCCAGGAUCACGCGAACAAAACAAUAACCGUCGAAACUCACACAUCUUUGGAUUGUGAUAUGCCAACAGUUCAUCCAUGUAAACACGCUGAAAUGAUGAAACGACUCAUCACUCAAUAUUCGGAAAAUGGAAAAGAUCUCGGUGUCCACGAGUAUUUGCUUUUGUUCUUGAAAUUUGUCCAGGCAGUCAUUCCAACAAUCGAAUACGAUUACACACGUGCUAUUCAACUUUGA
This is a messenger RNA of Caenorhabditis angaria, 1260 nucleotides long. NCBI's taxonomy places the organism in Eukaryota, Metazoa, Nematoda, Chromadorea, Rhabditida, Rhabditidae. The record is from the annotation of a GenBank genome assembly.